AUGGCCUCUGCUCUAUUGACUGUACUUCUGAGCUCCGAAAUGCUUGAGGACAAGCAUUGUCUAGGUGUGGGGGGAUUUGAUAGAGCUGUUAUUUGGCGUAUUUUGCUCUGUUAUUCUGUCCUAAUUUUGGCUAUUCACGGUGGUCGGCAUAAAAAUGAGCUCGCAAGGCAAAUUUCCAGAAGACCUUUCAUUUCAGAGCGUGGCCACGCCUUAGAAGGUGGGCGAAACCGAAAGCCGGACCGUGGUCCACGUGAACCCGAAGCAUGGGAUCAGAACUCUGGAGGAUAUGAUGGUACAAUGGUUACUACAUUGGUUUUUCAUCACAAAGGUCCUGAGUUUGAUCCUUGGAAUUGUGAUCCAUCAGCCAUCAAGCAAUCUCCAUUUGGUGGAGCGCACAGUGUUUACCGUCUUUCCAUGGAGCCGGUGGUACUCCGACAUCCCCAGUUCAUAGCCAUUCUGAUUGUCUCAAGCAUUUUGUGUCAAACUGCAAUCGGCACUGCAGCCAAGAAUCCAUAUAGAUACCAUACCAACAAGCCUUCACGACCAGGGAAUUGGCUAAACCAUGGAGGAGACAUAUACAACCGCAGAUAUGCCUCUAGUGAAUCCAAAAUCAGCCCUUCAACCGCAUCUAAACUGGGGCUAAAAUGGAAGUUCAACGCAGCGGGAUUUGUAACAGGAACGCCCGCUGUAUAUGAUGGGAUUGUAUAUUUCACAAGCUGGAAUGGAUAUGUGCACGCGGUUAAAGCCUGCGAUGGCUCUCUGGUGUGGAAACAAAAUGUUGAACAACUCACCGGUCUCACUGUCCCGGUCUUGAACUCAACAAUAUCCAGAUCAACUCCGACCAUCAUCACGGAUCAGGAUAUGAUAAUUCUGGGAAUCACGGGGCCGGCUUAUGCCGUUGCCGUUAAGCGGAGCAGUGGCAGCCUAAUAUGGUCAACUCAGCUGGAUGGCCAUCCCUUUGCCAUCAUCACCAUGUCUGGGACCUAUUAUGAUGGAGGUUUCUACGUAGGAGUAUCUUCAGUAGAAGAAACUGCUACGAUUGAGGAAUGCUGCACAUUUCGUGGUAGCCUCAUCAAGUUAGAUGCUCGAAGUGGCAGGAUCUUAUGGAAGACCUUCACCUUGCCAGACAAUCAUGGGAACCGUGGAGAAUAUGCAGGAGCAGCCGUAUGGGGGAGCAGUCCAUCAAUUGACGCUCCAAGAAAUCAUGUAUACAUCGCAACUGGAAAUCUGUACUCAGCUCCUCGACGUAUCAGAAAAUGUCAAGAAAGAUUAAAUAAUCAGACUAAUCCGACCAAUCCUAAUGAGUGCAUUGAGCCUGAUAACCAUUCAAAUUCCAUAAUGGCACUAGACAUGGACACUGGCAAAAUCCAGUGGUACAAGCAGCUUGGAGGUUACGAUGUCUGGUUCGCGGCUUGUUCAAAUUUGUCAACCCCUAAUUGCCCUCCCGGACCAAACCCGGAUGCCGAUUUUGGGGAGGAACCAAUGAUGCUAAGUAUCAAAGUUAAUGGUACCAAACGAGAUAUCGUUGUGGCUGUCCAAAAAAGCGGAUUUGCAUGGGCUCUGGAUCGCGAUAAUGGGAACAUUAUUUGGUUUACCGAAGCGGGUCCUGGUGGUGGUCUCGGGGGAGGUACUUGGGGUGCAGCAACGGAUACAAAGAGGAUCUACACAAACAUUGCCAACAGCAACCAAUUGAACUUCACUCUUCUGCCAUCACAGAAAGUCACGAAUGGUGGAGGCUGGGUGGCGUUGGACCCUCCAACUGGUAAAAUUCUGUGGUCGACCGCUGAUCCAAAGGAUUCUAUGGUUAAUCCUGUGACUAUUGCCAAUGGUGUCCUUUUUGGUGGCUCAACAUAUUCAACAGGACCCGUCUAUGCCAUCGAUGCCAAAAAUGGCAACAUACUUUGGUCAUACGAGACUGGAGCCUCCGUCUAUGGUGGCAUGUCUGUAAGCGAUGGAUGCAUGUAUGUCGGGCAUGGAUACGUAGCUCCACUCUAUACUGCUGGAACCCAUCUCUUCGCUUUCUGUGUACAGAUUUCUUGAGAUUCUUUCCAUACACUUGGCAUUCUUGGCCUUGCAGUUUCCAUGUUUGCCACGGUUGAAGCUAACAUGGUUUAGUUAUGUAUCUUACAUACUUUAACUCUUACAGCUGAUCGUGUCAUGUGAGGAAAGGUGGCUUGUUAUGUGAAGUCAGUAUAAUAAUAAAUCACGAGAAGUUUAUAUCGC
This is a messenger RNA of Coffea arabica (coffee), 2223 nucleotides long. RefSeq lists its product as uncharacterized. The record is from RefSeq and is a predicted model, not a curated record. NCBI's taxonomy places the organism in Eukaryota, Viridiplantae, Streptophyta, Magnoliopsida, Gentianales, Rubiaceae.